This is a messenger RNA of Trichoderma virens Gv29-8, 765 nucleotides long. RefSeq lists its product as uncharacterized. The transcript is spliced from 3 exons. Gene Ontology annotation, molecular function: dioxygenase activity. Lineage: Eukaryota; Fungi; Ascomycota; Sordariomycetes; Hypocreales; Hypocreaceae. Bases 1 to 765 code for a protein of 254 amino acids. The record is from RefSeq and is a predicted model, not a curated record.
AUGGCUGUAGAGGUCAUCAACUAUCAACGCUUGUUGGAACGAGACGACGAUGAGAUCAAGAGGCUGGCAGCCAUUUGUUCCAAUGCCGGGCUGUUCUUUCUGGAUUUGAGGGGGCCAGAUACUGAAAUCCUACUGGCAGACCUGAAGCCAAUCAUUGACGCUCAGCGCAAGUUCUUUGGGCAGAAGCCUGAGAUAAAGUUGCCGUACGCGAGUCCUCUCGAUGGCCGAGGAUACGACAGCUUUGACGAGAUUUUUGUUCAGAGGCUCAAGUUACCGCGCCAGGAGCAGGUUCAUGGCAGCCUUUCCUUGCCCGAAGUCCUACAAGCUGUUGAGACCGAAGUCAACAACGUGUCUUCCAGAAUCGAUGCUAUUCUUCGCGAUAUCUCCAUGCUGUUAUGCCAGACUCUGGAUCCUCCUGUAUCGACCAAGGUUGUGGACGAUCCGAGAAACACUGGUCUGAGUAACUUGUGUCUGGGUAUAUCUACUGCAGAAGCUGGAACCUCGGUGAUGGGUGAGCAUUUGGAUGAGGACCUCUUAACAAUCACGUUCUACGAUGAACCAUUCUUGGAGGUGCUGGACAGACAAACGCAAACGUGGAAACUUGUUGACGUGCUAGAACACUUGCCCAUCGUGAAUGUCGGCGAUAGAUUCCAGGCCUUUUCCGAUGGCCGGCUACAUGCACCUUUGCAUCGAGUCAAACAGACAGCAAACCAGAUAGAUCUCAUCAUGUAUGAUUUGGAUGCAAGUGUACAGCAGAUGUGUUGA